Messenger RNA from Colletotrichum destructivum, 1544 nucleotides. Its product is annotated as Putative ARS-binding protein. The transcript has a single exon. The coding region runs from base 272 to 1495 and encodes 407 amino acids. NCBI's taxonomy places the organism in Eukaryota, Fungi, Ascomycota, Sordariomycetes, Glomerellales, Glomerellaceae. The record is from RefSeq and is a predicted model, not a curated record.
CUCUUCUUCCUUAACCAAGCCCCCAGACUCCGGAUACAACGAUUACGCUCAAAACCGAAAACCCGACUUGCAUCACGCGCCAAAGCUCGACCGCCGCCCCCCUCCCCCUCCAUCCGAUUAGAUCACCCCCCGCGUCUUGCACAUAUUCAAAGUACCUUAAUACCCGGCUUUCUGAUAGUCAGAACCCCGUUUCGCGUCGACGCGGUCGCGCGGCGAAAUCGGCACCCGUCCGUUCCCUCGUCCCCUUUGCCCCCUUUCCUUCGGAACGACUAUGUCGGACCACGAUCACACCCAGGACGUACACCACGACGCCGCCGGCCACGAACUCCACCACCAGCCGCCCCAGCCCGACGUCCUCCCCGGCGGCCCCGGGCCUGAUGGCACCGAGAGCCCCGCCUCUACUGCUAAGGAGCGAUCUUCCCUCUCGCUCGACCAGCGACGCGCCCUCCGCCGCUGGGCCAACGCGCAGACCAUCCGACCGAGCCACAAGGCCUGCAUCGACUGGUUCUAUAACCAGUACGGCCAGCACAUUUCCCAGUCCACCGUCUCCCACUCCCUGAGUCCCAAGUACUCCCGUCUCGAUGGCGACAACCCCCAGCUGAGCGGCUCACGUCUGCGCUUCGGCAACUGGCCCGAUGUUGAGAAGCUCGUCCUGCGCUGGUAUCAGCAGGUCCAGGCCACCGGCCGCCACCCCACCAACGAGGAGCUCGGCGAGAAGGCCAAGGCCAUCUUCACCGCCCUGCCACGAUACAAGGAAGAGACACCCCCCGAGUUCUCCCCCGGCUGGAUCCACCGCUUCAAGAAACGCUAUGGUCUGCUCAUCCGCCGCCAGCGUCGCCAUGGCGACAGUGGCAUCAACCCAGCCGAGGACAUCAGUUACCUCGCCGACUGUGUCCCGCGCCUCAUGGCUCUCUCCGCCGACACCAGCCCCACCGCCAUCCGUGAGGCCAUCCUCCGCUCCAUCGGCGUUGAGACGACCCUCCAGGUCUGCGCCCUCGUGCGCGACGAGGUUCUUCGCCGUCUGAGCGCCGGCACCGGCCCCGCGAACCCCAUCUCCCCUUCCUCUGCCGCUGCCGUACAGACGCCCGACCCUCACAGCGCCGACACCAGCAUGGUCCCGCCCCCAGGGACAGACACACCCAUGUAUGGCGACGAAGACCCGGACAUUGUGCUACAGAACGCACUGCGUCAGCUACAGCAGGAAGAGGCCGAGGCCGAGGCCACGGCUGCCGCGGCAAGGGAGGAGCGGGAGCAGCGCGAGCGCGCCCAGGGCACCGCCGCCGCUGCCCUCGCGACGCCUGCCAUCCAGAGGGCCACGUCCACCGCCUCGCGCUUCGUCCCCUCGACCCCCGAGCUCAACCUGACGCCCAUCAAGAACGACGACCCGGUCUCCGCCAACGAGCGCCCCUUGCGCUGCCCCUUUUGCGUAAACCAGAGGAUGCUCCGAACCAUCAAAGAGGCCGUCGAGCACAUGUCCACUCACGUUGUCGUCUGAUUUCACCACUUUUUGUUAUGCUGCAGAUGUUCGUAACGAAGGAACCUAA